AUGGCUCAAGCGUUCAUGAGAGACGAUGAACUCUGCAGGAAGUACGCAAAAUUUGCAGCUGAUCUGGACCGGUGGCACUUCAAGAUCAUCUACUGGUUCAUGUUCGUCCUCAACCUUGUCAUUCUAUUCAUCGCGUCUUGGGCAUAUACAAGAAGCCAAGUUACAAACGAGCAAUUCAGCCAUGAGCCACGGAGGCGCGCCAGGAUGCUGGUGAGAUACAUGUUGAUGUGCCUUGCCUGUGUCCUCGUAUCGGCAGCAGUGGUUGUCAUGGAAGCCUUUUCUCUACUCGCUUUGCAAUUCUGCGACGGCGAGAAUUUAAUCUCGCUCUAUUGGUCUACUUGGACCAUGAUUCAGGUUGGAUCACUGAUAGCUAUGAUGGGAAUCAUCCUCGCCAUGGCACAUUCGUUGCGAAACAGGAGACAUCCGCCGUGGGCACUUGCAUUAGGAACACCCGUCCUCGUCAUUGCCGGCCUAUUGCAUCUCAUUCACGACUGCACGAAGAAGCGAGUCAAGAAGAUGGCGACCGCGUCCAUCAUGAAGAGCAAUGCUCCCUCCAUGAGCGAAGUAAAUACCAUUCAGGGGAAUCUCGAAGACGAGCUCGACAACACGAUCCUGGGCGAGUUCAUCGGCUUCACAGUGGAAGGCGGCCCUAUUGUCCGCUUCAACGACUCCAUGCCGCUCAAUCUCAACAUGGACUACGGGUUCGAAUUGCUUGGCUACUACGACGGCACUCGACCCGUCGUAGCGUACCAAAAGGGCGCCGUUCAGUUCCUGCCCACGGACAAGGACAAGACGCUGCCGCCGAAGGAGACUCGGUUGAAACGGGAGAGGUCGGCUGAUAAGUUGCAAGAGCCUGGGAGGGAUGAGAUCAGCAGUGCAUGA
Trichoderma reesei QM6a is the source of this 882-nucleotide messenger RNA. RefSeq lists its product as uncharacterized. The record is from RefSeq and is a predicted model, not a curated record. Lineage: Eukaryota; Fungi; Ascomycota; Sordariomycetes; Hypocreales; Hypocreaceae. The transcript has 4 exons. Bases 1 to 882 code for a protein of 293 amino acids.